UUUAGUGUCUGCUGGAGUCCCAACCGGUCAGGUAGAGCUUCUAACGCGCUGAUGCUUUGACGUAGCACGGAAAAGUUACCCCGCGAAGUAGCUCGAUCGGUCGGAGUGAUUCCGAGAAUAAUUAGUCUACGUUACGAGGCGCUUAUUUGUUGCGCCGCGCUCGUGGGGGUGCUAAAACAAGUUGUAUUACAUUCAUUACUUCGUUUAGUUUAGUGUGUGGGGAGAUUCUGGUCGAGAACGGUCGUGUUGUGAAAAUGGCUCCUUCGGGAAGUGAUCCGUGUGAGGUGGCGAUUCCGCUGCUCGAUUUGACUACGGUUUUGAGCUUUAACAGUCUAAACUAUGUGGUUCAUCAAAAUUCCGGGAGUAAGACUUUAUUGAACAACGUGUCUGGAUCGUUUCAAUCGGGACGUUUAACGGCGAUUAUUGGGCCAUCCGGUGCUGGCAAGUCCAGCUUGCUGAACGUGCUCAGUGGAUUCAAGACCAAAGGUGUGAAAGGGGAUAUUUUGGUCAAUACUGAAGUGAUUGAUCGUCAACACUACCGUAAAAUGGUGUCUUACAAUGUGCAGAACGUGAGUUUGUUGCCAAACAUAACGGUUGAAGAAACGCUGCGGUAUACGGCGGAUCUGAAGAUGUCCUCAAAGGUUCCGGAUAUGAAGAAGAGUGCCACGAUCAACGGGAUCAUAGCGCUGUUGGGGCUGGAGAAGUGUACGAAGACUCAGGCCAGACUGUUGUCUGGUGGUGAGAGGAAGCGACUCUCGAUCGGUCUUGAUCUGGUAUCAGAUCCGAGGAUUCUGUUCUUCGAUGAACCUACUAGUGGGUUGGACAGCGUGUCUUCGUACCAGGUGAUCUCGUACAUGAAGGAUCUCGCAAAGCAAGGUCGAUGCGUGAUCAGUGUGAUUCAUCAACCAAGUUCGGAACUGUUGGAGUUGUUUGACGAUGUCUACCUGGUAACAGCUGGUCAAUGCCUUUACCGAGGAUCGCUGGCAGAUCUGAUACCCUCAUUGUCCGACGCGGGAUACGUGUGUCCGCAGUACUACAAUCCAGUUGAUUUUGCAAUUAAAAUCGCAUCAAACUUUAACACCACAACCGAAGGGAUUGACCGGCUUAUGCAACGAUUGCAGCUCGUUUCUAGUGCUGAGAAAAAUGACAUCCAGCCUCCGAACCAGUCGAGCACAAAGCGUCACGAUCAGUACGUGAGUCGUUCCCAGUAUCCGAUAUCCCGUUGGCGUCAAUUCUCCAUCCUCACGCGAAGAACCACCCUAGGAACCGUCCGAAGUAUCACGCUGACCGUACUCCGCAUUACCGGACACCUCGGCAUGGGACUGCUGAUCGGUGCCAUCUACUACAACAUUGGCAACGAUGGCGCUAAAAUCCUGUCCAACCUCGGCUUCAUCCUGCUUAGCAUCCUGUUUAUUGCAUUCGUCAACGGAAUGUCCUCCGUACUCACCUUCCCCCUCGAGAUGUCCGUCUUCAUCCGCGAGUACAAAAGCAACAGCUACUCGAUUGUAGCCUACUUGUUCUCGAAGGUGGUCGCCGACUUCCCGAUGCUGCUCACAAGCAUAACCCUGUUCCACGUCGCCGCCUACUACCUCACCGGACAGAUCAACGAACCGCUGCGUGAGCUUACCUUCUGGGCCAUGUGCGUCCUGUCGGGUUGGUUCGCCCAGGUUUACGGCCUGCUCGGUGGGAGCAUCUUCCCGAUCGAGGUCAGCCCGCUGGUGCUGCCCAUUCUGAUGCUGCCGGGGAUCAUCUUCUGCGGGUUCUUCAUCCGGUACGACGAGCUGUCGCUGGCGUUUCGGUGGUUCACCUGGGUGUCGCCGUUUCGGUUUACCUUCGAGGCGGCUACGCUGGGGAUGUACGGCUUUGGGCGGGAGAAGCUGGAGUGUAGUGAGAUUUUUUGCUACCUCCAGAAGCCGGCGAAGAUUUUGGACAUGCUGGACAUGGUUGACGGGAACUUUUGGUUUGACAUUUUUGGGAUUUCGGUGUUCAUUUUUCUGCAGCAUGUGCUGCUGUAUUUAAGCUUGAGGAGAAGAUAUCUACAAAGAGAGAAGACUCAUCACGGUUCGGGGUGGCACUUUCCGGGCAUUUCACGAUGCAAAUCCUGUUUAGUUGCAGUUUCGACGUUGUUCAGUGGUGGAGUGGUGAUAUGUGCAAUAUUUGAUCACGGUAGUAGGAACGCAAUUAAUAUCAUCAUGACGCCCUCGUGCAACGAUCCCGCCGAGGUGGUCAUUCCCCUGCUCGACUUCUCAACGACGCUCGCCUUCAACAACCUCAACUACACGGUUCAGCAGGGUUCCACCAGCAAGACCCUCCUCAGCAACGUAUCCGGAUCGUUCCGGUCGGGACGCCUGGUGGCGAUCCUCGGCCCGUCCGGCGCCGGCAAAUCUACUCUGCUGAACGUACUCAGCGGAUUCAAGGCCAAAGGUGUCAAGGGUCAAAUACUGAUCAACAAUGAGGUGGUCGAUCGUCAACGGUACCGUCAGCUGGUGGCUUACAACGCGCAGGACGUUAAGCUGCUGCCGAACAUAACCGUUGAGGAGACGCUGCGUUAUACGGCGGAUCUUAAGAUGAGUUCAAAGGUAUCGAGCAGCGUGAAGAAGACCACGAUCAACGGGAUCGUGAAGCUGCUGGGGCUGGAGAAUUGUACCAAGACCCAGGCAAGAUUGCUGUCUGGAGGUGAGAAGAAGCGGCUGUCGAUCGGCCAGGAGUUGGUGUCCAAUCCGAGGAUCCUGUUCUUUGACGAACCGACUAGCGGGUUGGACAGCGAGUCUUCGUACCAGGUGAUCUCGUACAUGAAGGAUCUCGCAAAGCAGGGUCGAUGCGUGAUCAGUGUGAUUCAUCAGCCAAGUUCGGAGCUUUUGGAGCUUUUUGACGACAUCUACCUGGUUGCGGGAGGUCACUGUCUAUACCGAGGAUCGCUGGAAAAUCUCAUCCCGACGCUGUCCGAGGUGGGAUUCGUGUGCCCACAGUACUACAACCGGGCGGAUUUUGCAAUCAAAAUCGCGUCCAGAUCUAACCCCGAAAUGGAAAAGGUUGACCAGCUCAUCCGCCUCAUGGAACUCGACACCAACUCCGACCAAAAUGGCAACAAACGUCUCGACCGUCUCAGUCCCAAAUCGCUCGACGAGGACGAAUCCCGCUCGCAGUACCCAAUCUCGCAGUGGCGCCAAUUCGCGAUCCUCACCCGCCGAACCACCCUCGGAACGAUUCGCAACUUCACCCUAACCGUGCUCCGGUUCAUCGGCCACUUGCUGUUCGGCCUAAUCAUCGGCACCGUCUACUACGACAUCGGUAACGACGGCGCCAAAAUCCUGUCCAACAUCGGGUUCAUCAUGCUGACGCUGCUGUUCAUCGUGUUUGCCAACGCAAUGUCCGUCGUGCUCACCUUCCCCCUCGAGAUGUCCGUGUUCAUCCGCGAGUACAAAAGCAACAGCUACUCGAUCGUGGCCUACUUCUGCUCGAAGAUCGUCGCCGACUUCCCACUCAUGCUUGCGGGGAUCACCCUCUUUCACGGCACGGCCUACUACAUGACGGGACAGAUCAACGAGCCGGGCCGCGCGGCCUGUUUCUGGGCCAUGUGCGUCGGAAUGGGUUGGUUCGCGCAGGUUUACGGACUGCUCGGGGGGAGCAUCUUCCCCAUCGAAGUCAGUCCGUUCAUCAUUCCGGUGACGAUGCUGCCGGGGGUGUUGUUCUGUGGGUUCUUCAUCCGGUACGACGAGCUGUUUGCGGCGUUUCAGCCGUUGACGUUUGUGUCGCCGUUUAGGUUUACGUUCGAGGGAGCCUCGCUGGCGUUGUACGGGUUCGGGAGGAAGGAUUUGGGCUGUAGUGAGAUGUUUUGCUACUACCGGAAGGCGGCGAAGAUUUUGGACAUGCUGGAUAUGAAGGACGAGAACUUUUGGAUCGAUGUCGGGGGGUUGGUGACGAUUAUAGUGCUGUUGCACGUGGCGUUGUACAUUAGUUUGAGAAUGAGGUUACGAUGAUUUCAUUAAAAAUUAUGCUUGUUUUUGUGUCUAAAAGCACCCAAGGAAUGCAAUAGGUGUUGAACAUCACAAAAUAUUGAAAGAUAAUGGAUAAAAGCUAAAAACUAAAGUUUAUUGUCAAUAGUUUUCCUUCUUAUAUUGUCCUUUGGAGUGCCUUAACUAUCUCUGUGAUAAUAUAGUGUUCUGUAGUAAUUCGUUACACAAUUGUUCAAAAUGUUUCUCUGUUAAUGCAAUAAAAUUACUGUUUGAUGGUCUUUAGAAAAAA
Molecule: messenger RNA, 4245 nt
Organism: Culex pipiens pallens (northern house mosquito)
Lineage: Eukaryota; Metazoa; Arthropoda; Insecta; Diptera; Culicidae
Exons: 9
Coding region: 255-3980 (1241 amino acids)
Cellular component (GO): plasma membrane
Molecular function (GO): ATP hydrolysis activity; ATP binding; ABC-type transporter activity
Source: RefSeq, a predicted model, not a curated record